AUGUUGGGAUCAACCAUGACUUGGUUCAACAAUCUGAUAGGCAGAUUGAACAUAAUGUUCCCAGGACUCAGAGUUCAUGGGCAUGCAAUUCCUGCACAUUACAAUGAAAAAACGGAGAAUCCUCUUCUUGAUCAAAGGACCGGGAAGAGAUUUGAGAGGAAAGAUCAGCAGCAAGACACUGGGAGAGUUGAUAUGCAGAGGAGGAACUGGCGUAAUGAGAGCCGGAGGAAUAACAGAGAGCCCGAGAAGCAGCAGCAGCAGGUAGAGAGGCCACCUUCACCCGAGACUUGGCGCAAACCUGUAGAGCAGCCAAAACCAGCCUCCCCUGACUCCAGUGGUCUGCGCUAUGGAAAAGCAGCUUCAGCCGUUGAGCUGGCUCAAGCAUACUCUAGAUCAGUCUCAGAUCCAAAGACAGCCGAUCGCUUUUCAGUCCAAAGGGGCCUUCCUAGCCGGACCCAAAUGCCGUUUUCACGGCUGAUGGGUCCAACCCCAAGACCUCAGAUUAAUGGUUACUGAAUGUUAGAGUGGUUUGGUUGGCAAUUGAUAAUCAUUGUGGUUAGAAGAAUGCGUGGUGAUAUAGCAUUUGGGUAUGUGCAAGCUGUGGAAGGACUUAGCAGUUCACCAGUGAUGCUUCCUGCACCUGAUUCUUUUUUCAGU
This is a messenger RNA of Corylus avellana, 657 nucleotides long. NCBI's taxonomy places the organism in Eukaryota, Viridiplantae, Streptophyta, Magnoliopsida, Fagales, Betulaceae. The record is from RefSeq and is a predicted model, not a curated record.